This is a messenger RNA of Pseudo-nitzschia multistriata, 1385 nucleotides long. The record is from the annotation of a GenBank genome assembly. Lineage: Eukaryota; Bacillariophyta; Bacillariophyceae; Bacillariales; Bacillariaceae.
CACAUCGCAUCGCAUCAAAUUCCACGGUGUUUUGAUGCUGUGAUGCAGGUAUGCAAUGCCACCACAAAAUGUGUGGGACUCGCGUCGACGAAUGUAAAAUCUAUCCGUUUGUGACGAUAAAUGUUUCUGAUCUCUCUGUCCAUUUUCCAAAGAACUCGUGGAGUUAUUUGGACAAUUAGUGCCGAACUGUUUGAAGGAUAUCAAGAUCGUCAUUUGAUAGAACCCAUAUCUAUCGCCUCGACAAAAAGAGGAAAAGCAAACAUUUACGAAAGAUGUCUUGCUUUGUGUGAUCGACUAAAUAAGUUCGACCCUUUCGRCUCCGGACACGCACAAAUGAAUUAACGGCUCGUCUAGUUCGGCGUCUCGCCGCAAGGCGGACCGAAUUGUGCGUUCCAGCGGCGAAUAUUUUCCAUCGCACUGCGCUGAUUCAAAUCAACGCAAAGCAACUUUCCUCUCGACUCGUCAAAACCGAAGUCCGUCCGAUCCACCCGAUUCCUUUUCCGAUCGAAAGUCCCAGGUGCUGUUGGAGCACGGUGGGCACGGUUUGUCGCCCCGACUCGCUUUCCCCUCGUGGCCAAGCCUGCUUGCACGUCUGCUUUGUAUGCGUCUUCUUCCUACUGAGUGGGAAUGUUCCUAUUUCUUACCUGUGCAUUGAUGUGAAUCAUGGCCGGCAACAAAAAUGCCAGCGUCUUUCCACUUCCCGUCGCACUGACUCCGACAGUGUUCUGCCCCUUCAGAGCCAUGGGCCAGCCCUGCGAUUGAAUAGGAGUCGGGGAGUUGAAACCACACUUGAGAACCUCGGUAAGGAUGUAUUCCGGCAUCGAUGCUUCCUCGAAGGUCAUGCACGGCUUCGGAACGUCCUUUCCAACGACCACGAUUCCCUUCGAUUGUCUCCACUGGGCAGCUUCUUCUUCGCUUCGUUUUGUCACGUCGGGGUGUUCCAUGUAAAAGUUCUUCUCGAAGGCCACCAAUUGUUCCUUGGAAAAAUCAAUGUUUUGCAGAUUGGAUCCGAGGUUGGAUCCGCCGCGGCCCCCGCCGUUUCCGUAGCCACCGCCGCCUCCGUAGCCGCCGCCACCGCCGCCUCCGUAGCCACCACCGCCACCGUAGCCGCCGCCGCCGCCACCUCCGUAGCUAGGACGCGAUUGAGACGAAUUAGAGUGGAAUCAAUUGAUCAAAACGUGAGAUGCAGAGUCAAAAAGAGAGUCUCGGGCACUGCGCAAGGAAACUUCUCGUGGUUCUUACCCUCCGCCGCCGCCGCCGUAGUUUCCACCGCCCCCAUAGCCGGAGCCACCUCCUCCGUAACCGCCGCCGCCACCUCCGUAGCCUCCGCCGCCGUAACCACCGCCGUAUCCUGACAUUUUGAUAGACUAAGUAUUUACAAACAG